Molecule: messenger RNA, 2763 nt
Organism: Klebsormidium nitens
Lineage: Eukaryota; Viridiplantae; Streptophyta; Klebsormidiophyceae; Klebsormidiales; Klebsormidiaceae
Source: the annotation of a GenBank genome assembly
GGCUGAAGAACGAAGUUGUCUGCUGCCAGUGCUGGCGCCAGAGCGCCUGAGCGCGAUCAUGGCGUGCAUCUUUGACUCGUGAGAGCCCAGGCAACACAUUCUCUGGUCUAGUCAGGCCCACAAGGGCGCCCUCCUCCGCUGGACCACCCCUUUGUGCGUGCUGCUUGCGUGCGCGCCAUGUCUGCAAUGUCCGAGGACCUCAACGACUCUGCCGGCUCUCCGCUGCUGUCCCCUUCCCUCUCCUUCUCCCACGACCCGGAGCCCUCUGACCACAACCCGCCAGAAGGUCGCAAGCGUGCUGCGAUGGACACAACCGACGAGGAGCCAGCCAAGCGGCAGGCCACCAGCGGUGCCGAAAAUGGUCAAGACACAGUGUUCCGGGUACUGUGCCCCAGUAGCAGGGUGGGGGGCGUGAUUGGGAAGGGGGGCAACGUGAUUGAGCAGAUACGCAAGGAGUCGGGAGCCAAGAUUGUGGUCGCAGAGAGCCGGGGGGACCCUGAGCACCGCGUGAUUAUCGUGUCGUCACCAGCGGCAGCGGGGGAGGAGACGUCGCCAGCGCAGGACGCCCUGCUCAGGAUCCACAGCCGCAUUGUGGAGGGUGAGCCGCGCGACGAGCUAGACCUGACUGCCACGCUGUUCCGCAUGCUGGUGCCGAGCAGCCAGAUUGGGUGCCUCCUCGGGAAGGGUGGCAGCAUUGUGAACCAGCUGCGCGACGAGUCUGGCGCCGGCAUCCGGAUCAUGGCGGGUGACCAGGUCCCACGCUGCGCACUGCCCAGUGACGAGAUGGUGCAGGUGUCAGGGGAACUCUCUGCCGCGCGCAAGGCUGUGCGCGCCAUCUCGGAACGGCUGCGUGCGUUCCCCCCCCGCGACCUCCCCCAGCGCCCCCCGCCGCGCCGCCCCGGCCCCUCCCUACUGCUCCCGCCCCCACCCCCGCCGGCCCCCAGCCGACCUCCCCUGCUGACAUCUGCCCCGCCCGCCCUCUCGCUUCCCCGCCUGGAGAACAGCAUGGCCGCGCUCCCCAUGUCGCUGCCCCUGCUCUCGCUGGCCGCGCUAGGCGUGCCAGCUGGGGGCGACGUGCUGUUCCGGAUCCUGUUCUCAGCUGCGCGCAUCGGGGCGCUGAUUGGGAAGGGAGGGACCACCAUCAAGCAGCUGCGUGUGGACACGAGGACGCGCAUCACGGUGGAGCCCCCAGUGGACGGCUGCGAGGAGCAGGUGGUGGAAAUUCAAGGGCCCGAGGAGGAGGGCGCCUCUUUGUGCGGCGCGCAGGAGGCCCUGUUCCAGGUGGCUGCGCUGCACUCCGCUGCAGAGCCGGGGGCACCCACCCGCCUCUUGGUGCCUUCCAGCCAGGUGGGGUGUUUGCUGGGCAAGGGCGGCACCAUCAUCCAGGACCUGCGCCGCCAGAGCACCGCCCAGAUCCGGAUCAUGCCCCGCGACAGCAUCCCCAAGUGCGCCCUCGUCACCGACGAGCUUGUGCAGGUGGCCGGCUCCCCUGACUCGGUCCACGCUGCGCUGCUGCUGAUGACGGGGCGCAUCCGGGCCAACCCGCUGCGGGACUUGCCCCGGGACAGGGCGGCCCCGCCACGAGGAGAGCGCCACGCACUGGACAGAGGCGCCGGGCGUGACCGCGAGCGAGAGCGUGAUGGUGGGAGGGGGGCUUCCGAGCGGUACGUGCAAGCCGAGCAGGCGGAGGGCGCCCGCGCAGCCGAGUAUGAGAGCCUGCGGCGCAGCCACGAGCGGGAGAGGGGCCAAGACAGGGAUCGCGACCGGGACAGAGACAGGGACAGAGACCGCGAGAGGGAGCGGGGGAGAGAGCGGGACUGGGACCGCAGCGGGGUGCACGAGCGGCGGCGCGAGGAACCCCGCGACAGAGACGGGGGCAGGGGCCGCAGGGACGAGGACCACUUGGCCCGGGCACGGCACGAGGAGCGGCGUAACAUCGGGCAUGCCGAGCCGCCUCACCACGGCAGCAGAGGGGACCGAUGGGCGGCGGGAGUGCCGGGUUUCCUCGGCGGUCCCACGAGCUCGCUCCACAUUUCGGUACCAACGGCAUCCGUGGGGUCCAUCAUCGGGAAGGGCGGGGCCAACAUCACGCAGAUACGCCAGAUUUCGGGAGCAAGGGUGAAGUUGCACGAAGCCCGGUCGAGAGACCCUAGCGUGCGCAUGCUCGAGAUCUGCGGGACUAUAGAGCAAACCCAGACGGCACAGGGGCUGCUGCAGACAAUCCUUCAAGAUGCUACUCUGAACGGAGAAGGGGAGCGACCACGACGUUAGCCAGGUCUAUCAGUUUGCAGGAGCUGACUGGUCAUGGGGGCCCUAGGUGAGUAGGAGAGGAUAAACCUAGCAAAGCAAUACGUAGGCUCCGCCCUGGACGAGCCACCGACUUUCACUGGGGAUUGAAAGCCACUGGGUGCAUCGCAAGUUUGCUGGUAAAGCAUCGGAUAUUGCAGGGACUCGGAGACUGGGAAAUGUUUAAGAUCCGGGUAGAUGAUAAAUGAAAUUGGUGCAUGUAGGAAGCAACCUGCGGCCGGUUGAUCCGGCCGAUUGAAGUUGUCGCAAAGAAAGCAGAGCGGCCUUGAAGAUCCCGGAGCACAAUGGUUGUGAUUGAAUGAGGUCUUGCUGCCCGGCAUAGGAGUACGGCCAUGAGAUACUGGCAACUUGCGCGGGCGGCAACGGUCACUCUUGCGUCGGACUCACGGAUUACUCAGGUGCCGCCUGGAUUGAUGGUCUCAGAGGAUUCGAUACUGCAAUAAGCUUGAAGCCGCG